Messenger RNA from Drosophila rhopaloa, 1455 nucleotides. RefSeq names its product protein obstructor-E (gene Gasp). Bases 108 to 887 code for a protein of 259 amino acids. The transcript has 5 exons. Gene Ontology annotation, cellular component: extracellular region. Gene Ontology annotation, molecular function: chitin binding. NCBI's taxonomy places the organism in Eukaryota, Metazoa, Arthropoda, Insecta, Diptera, Drosophilidae. The record is from RefSeq and is a predicted model, not a curated record.
CAUUUCAAGUCGUCGGUGCGCAGUCAGUUUCAGCAGAGUUUUCAGUUUUUUCAAGUGCGGUUCCGUCGGUUUCAACUCACUAAAAAAUAUAUACAACUACUCGCAAUAUGAAGAAGUUUUUCGUGGUGUUUGUGGCAUUAUUCGGAGCCGCUGUGGCCCAAAGUAGCUUUAAGUGUCCCGAUGACUUUGGAUUCUAUCCUCACGAUGCGUCCUGCGACAAGUACUGGAAGUGCGACAAUGGCGUCUCCGAGCUGAAGACCUGCGGCAACGGUCUGGCCUUCGAUGCCACAGACUCCAAAUACCUCACCGAGAACUGCGACUAUCUGCACAACGUGGAUUGCGGCGAUCGCACAGAGCUGGAACCCCCAAUCACCACCCCCCACUGCUCCCGCCUGUACGGCAUCUUCCCCGAUGAGAACAAGUGCGACGUGUUCUGGAACUGCUGGAACGGCGAGCCCUCCAGAUACCAGUGCUCCCCUGGACUGGCCUACGAUCGCGAUGCUCGCGUGUGCAUGUGGGCUGAUCAGGUGCCCGAGUGCAAGAACGAAGAGGUGGCCAACGGAUUCUCCUGCCCGGCAGCCGGUGAGCUGGCCAAUGCUGGAUCCUUCUCGCGCCACGCCCACCCCGAGGACUGCCGCAAGUACUACAUCUGCCUGGAGGGCGUGGCCCGCGAAUACGGCUGCCCCAUCGGCACAGUGUUCAAGAUUGGCGACAGUGAUGGCACUGGCAACUGCGAGGAUCCCGAGGAUGUUCCCGGAUGCGAGGACUACUACGGCGAUCUGGAUUUGAAGAGCAUCCGCAAGAGCGAGCUUCUAGCUGGAUUGAAUAGUGAAGGUCGCACUAAGGGCGCGCAAAAAACCAAAGCUGCCUCCUCCACCUCCUCAUAAACAUAACAACUACAACAAGAACCUACAACUUUAACAACAAUAACUAAAAACAACAGCAACUACAACUACAACAACAAUACAACAAGAUCAAUCAACUCAGAUUCCCAGUUCCCAUCCUGCCAAAUAUCCCCUCACAUCACAAAUCAAAAAAAAAAAGAAAAGAAAAGAAAAGAGAUAAUACUCAGCCUCAAAUCGAAAUUCGAAUCACAUCAAAAACUAUUUUCCUGCCAUUUUCUUACUUCUCAGUUGAAUUCUGUACUGUAUUUCUAAUUUAUGAAUCUAUAAAUCUCUCUCGUUUCGUCUGAGUCAAUCUGUUGCUAUCUCUUCAUGUUUCUGUUUUCAACAAGUAUAAAACAUAUCGAAAUUGCCACGAAAAUUUAGGCUCGAAGAAAAUGAAACAAAAUUUUGUAAACAAAAUAUAGAGAACAUCGAGGAAUGAAAGAAAUCGUUCAAUAUGAAGCGUAAAAUUUAGAGAUUUGUACAUUUAAGUGAUCCUUGUUUAUAAGCUUAUAAUUUUAUUUUAUACAUAAAAACGAAAAACAAAAAAAUAUAAACAAAAAAAACAAAA